AUGUCGUUCAACAACAGCUACGCGGCUGCGGCAAGCUUGGAGGGAUGGGAGCGGAACCCAGACGCUACCAUUUACGUCGGCAACCUCGAUACCAAGGUGGACGAGGAGCUGCUAUGGGAGCUCUUCAUCCAGUGUGGGCCGAUCCAGAACGUGUCCCUCCCCAGGGACAGAAUUAUUGGAUCCCAUCAGGGAUAUGGGUUCGUCGAAUUCAAGAAUCCCGAUGAUGCCGACUAUGCUGUUAAGAUUAUGAACUUGACUAAGCUCUUCAGCAAGCCCAUUCGGUGUAACAAGUCGUCCUCUGACAGAAUCGUCCGAGAUGAGGUUGGAGCCAAUCUAUUCAUUGGAAACCUCGGUCCGGAUGUGGAUGAGAAGCAGCUUUAUGAUACAUUCUCGGCCUUUGGUAGUAUCGUAGUCUUCUGCAAAAUCAUGAGGAGUGAGACUGGUGAAUCCAAGGGGUUCGGUUUUGUCAGCUAUGACGGCUUUGAGGCAUCCGAUGCUGCUAUGGCCGGCAUGAACGGCCAAUACUUGUGCAAUCGACAAAUCUCAGUGUCGUAUUCUUACAAGAAGGACAGUAAAGGAGAGCGCCAUGGUACAGCUGCAGAACGAAUGAUUGCGGCCAAUAGGGAGAGUUCCCAACCACAUCACGUGGAGAAUGAGUACUAUGCCAGUGUAGGGGCAUCGGCGAUGCCGCAGGCAGCCCCAGCGCCUUUAGCAGGGAUGGCCUUCCCUCCUGGAAUGCCUCCGCCUCCCGGGAUGCCCCCACCACCGGGCAUGCCUCUUCCACCAGGAAUGCCUCCACCGCCGGGGAUGCCACUCCCACCGGGAAUGCCACCACCACCGGGCAUGCCGCUUCCGCCAGGGAUGCCCCCACCGCAUGGAAUGGCUUCCCUUUGCCUUGAUGUCAACCCGUACCCCAGCAAUCAGCGAAGAUUUUCCACACUUCCUGGCUUGGUAAACGGAUAUGCAGAAUCUGAGAGCUACAAUGCUAAGUUGGUGAUGAGCCGAAUAGAGGAUAUUCGGUGGUGUCAACAGAUCAAGAAGUUGCCAAUGGAGCGUCGCCCUGAAGCAUAUAAAAAAUGGUGGGUAGCGAAGGAAUAUCGAAUAAACGAUGUGUGGGAAUAUCGUGAUCCUCCACCGACUCAAGGCCUGAUCAGUGAUGUUAACUAA
Perkinsus marinus ATCC 50983 is the source of this 1167-nucleotide messenger RNA. Its product is annotated as spliceosome-associated protein, putative. The coding region runs from base 1 to 1167 and encodes 388 amino acids. Gene Ontology annotation, molecular function: RNA binding. The transcript is spliced from 13 exons. The record is from RefSeq and is a predicted model, not a curated record. NCBI's taxonomy places the organism in Eukaryota, Perkinsozoa, Perkinsida, Perkinsidae. Gene Ontology annotation, biological process: positive regulation of mRNA splicing, via spliceosome. Gene Ontology annotation, cellular component: nucleolus; U12-type spliceosomal complex.